CGGAAGUAGUCUAUUUUUAGGCCAGCUUCCGAUGCCGAGGUGCCUCCGGUUGAAAGAAGGUGUGCAAGAUGUUGUCUGUGGACUUUUUGGACGAUGUUCGGCGGAUGAACAAGAGGCAGCUGUACUAUCAAGUGCUAAACUUUGGUAUGAUUGUAUCCUCUGCACUGAUGAUCUGGAAAGGUCUCAUGGUGGUCACUGGCAGCGAAAGUCCUAUAGUUGUUGUUCUGAGUGGCAGCAUGGAGCCCGCAUUCCACAGAGGAGACUUGCUUUUCUUGACCAAUCGCGUGGAUGAUCCUAUUAGAGUGGGGGAAAUAGUGGUCUUCAGAAUAGAAGGAAGAGAGAUACCGAUUGUACAUCGUGUUCUGAAAAUUCAUGAAAAGGAUAAUGGAGACAUCAAAUUUCUGACAAAGGGAGACAACAAUGCUGUAGAUGAUCGAGGGUUGUACAAGCAGGGACAGAACUGGCUGGAGAAGAAGGAUGUGGUGGGAAGGGCAAGAGGGUUUGUGCCCUAUAUAGGAAUUGUGACAAUUCUUAUGAAUGACUACCCUAAAUUUAAGUAUGCAGUUUUGUUCCUGCUUGGACUGUUUGUCCUUGUACAUCGAGAAUAAAAACCUGGAGUUUGGAAACAAUCUAUCAGCACAGAUUCAGUCUGUGGUUACCCAUCUGUAACUUGUCAGAAUGAGAAUUCUAUAAGGACAGAUCUCAUCUAGCAGUGUACAGUUUUACAUAUAAAACCAGUAUUUCUUUUCUUUUUUUUUUUUUUUUUUUUUUUAUACAUGUGUAUAUGUGCUCACUUCUCAUUAAUGCAGAGACCAGAGAGAUUUAAAAAAAAAAAUUUUGCCCCAAUCUCUGCCAUGGUUUCUACCUCCGUGGCCUCAUACGGGUCAUUUAUGAAUAUCUACUGCACUGUUUACAUUUUUUUUUUUUUUUUGUACUUUGAGUGGUAUUUUUUAUUAUAUUUAAUACCAAAGUCCCUCAUUGUUAAAAAUAUGAAACCUGUCUACAUUUUAUUCGGAAGUGCCUAUCAAAGAAUUGUUGUGGUCUGCAGUAAUUUGUCUUCAGUCAGAAAAAGCUUAAUCUAGAUAAUGUUGGAGUAAUAAAAAGUGAUUAUAUCAAGAUGUUUUCUGCUAAAUUAAGCUUUUGCAAGCAAAAAGCUCUCGUUGCUUUUCAUUAUGUGUAAGUCAAGGCAUCCGAAUAAAGGCUUGGUGUACUAGAGAAACUCCUAGUAAAUGCAUUAAAACUUUUAGAGAUACCAUAAAAUUGUCUUUUAUAGUCCCGUUUUGUCAGAUGCAGCCUAGAAUGGGGAUUGCUACAGAUGCUCAUGUUGGUAACAUUUAUAGUCACAUGACACUGGGUGAUCCGCUCAGAAAAGAGGUAAACAGUACAAUGGAGCUCUUUGGGCAGAGGGGAGAGCUGCUGGUAUCGGAAAUGUUUUACUUUCAGCGUACAUUCUGAGCCAUGGUGCAAGCGUCAGGAUUACUAUCAUUUUAUUGUGGUUCCACCACUACUGCCUAGAGGAGCUGACUUGCCUGAUAUGUUAAGAAUGCAAACUGUAAAGCAAUAAUGUGAAAGGUCGGGCACAUUGAUUAGGGUGUAAGGAUUGCUGCUGAUGAAAACAAAAUUGCCUUGACUUCCAGUUUAAAAUGUAGUUUGUUUUUAAAAAAUUGUCUUACUCCCUGGAAGAUGGGAUAAUUACUUUUUUGUCUUUCUGUCUUCCAUAACUCUGUUGUCUACCCUUUCUUCCUGGGUUAAACGAGAUCUUAAUGGAACAUUUAGAUUACAACAUCUAAAUGACAGAUCCAUGCAUUUUCUUUUAUCUUUAAAAAAUUUAGUACAUUAGUAAAACGUAAUUUAAUUGGAACAGCAUUACAAAAGUAGCCCUAUAUUCAUGCAUCAUUAAUGCAAUCCAACUUACCCCCCCACCACAAAGUUAUUUUGACGGGAGUCACUUUGGGUGGAGGGUUUGUGGAACCCAGCUUACCUUGGAGAGCUCUGGAAACUACUUAUCAAGCUCCUCCCACCCUCAUAUGUGUAAAUCACUGAUCAAGGACAAUCCAUUACAAGUCUUGUUAUGAUGCUGCUGUAUGAGGAAUCGCUUCAGUGGAGGUUCUUGGCCAUUCUAAUAUCUAAAUAGUUGACUGGAGUUCCCUAAUCAGGUGAAGAUUGCCUUCAAAGAAAAUUAGUUUUAUGGUUAGCCCAAGUUAAAGUAAUACAAUGGCAAGAUGCUAAAACUAAUAGCAACAAUCUGCUUAACCUUAUGGACAAAUUAGGGGCAUGUGUCAGCUGGCCUAGUUAUGGAAGGAGAAGUUACAUUUUCGCGCACUCGUUGCUUAGGGAAUGUUUCAACAGGCUUCUGACUUAUAUUGAUGACAUCAGUUUGAGACACUUAUGAGAUUAUUCAGAAUUCGCUGAUGGGUGCCUCUGGCCUGCAGUGUACUUCUUUCAAGUGGGUGUUGCAUUCCGAUAGAUGUGUAUGGGAUGUCAAAAACCGCUGGAAGCAAAUAAGUUUCAUACUUUUCAUUCAGUUCCUUCAAA
Molecule: messenger RNA, 2535 nt
Organism: Rana temporaria (common frog)
Lineage: Eukaryota; Metazoa; Chordata; Amphibia; Anura; Ranidae
Gene: SEC11A
Product: SEC11 homolog A, signal peptidase complex subunit
Exons: 6
Coding region: 69-608 (179 amino acids)
Cellular component (GO): signal peptidase complex; membrane
Molecular function (GO): serine-type endopeptidase activity
Source: RefSeq, a predicted model, not a curated record